Cercospora beticola is the source of this 1053-nucleotide messenger RNA. RefSeq lists its product as uncharacterized. Gene Ontology annotation, molecular function: oxidoreductase activity, acting on the CH-OH group of donors, NAD or NADP as acceptor. The record is from RefSeq and is a predicted model, not a curated record. Lineage: Eukaryota; Fungi; Ascomycota; Dothideomycetes; Mycosphaerellales; Mycosphaerellaceae.
CAGAAGGAGUCAAGAUUGCUCUUACACAUUUGCUUCACUGACCUGCGACACUGCUGAAAUACGAAGAAAUAUAAACCAACUUCAAUCGCCAGCAUGGGCAAAGUAGCAAUUGUCACAGGCUCAUCUCGAGGCAUUGGCCGCGCCGUUGCUCUCCGCUUGGCUCAAGACGGCUACGAUGUAGCAGUCAACGAUAUCGCAGCCAACAAGUCCGGCGCCGAAGAAGUUGCAAAAGAGAUUCAAGGACUGGGCCGAAAGUCUACAGUCGCCAUUGCAGAUGUCUCCAAGCUGAAAGAAGUCGAGGACAUGAUUCAGCAUACAGUCAAUGAGCUCGGACCACUGAAUACUAUGGUCGCGAAUGCAGGCAUUGCCCAAGUCAAAGCACUGCUCGACUUGACAGAAGAGGACUUCGAGAACAUGUUCCGCGUCAAUGUCUUUGGAGUGAACAACUGCUACCAGGCUGCGGCAAAGCAGAUCAUCAAGCAAGGGAAUGCGACUGCUGAAGCCCCAGCGAAACUUAUUGGCUGCGCCUCGAUCGUCGCCUUCAAGCCCUUCGCUCUUCUCUCUCACUACUCCGCGUCGAAAUGGGCUGUUCGUGGUCUGACACAAGCUUAUGCGAUGGAGAUGGCCGAGCAUCACAUCACCGUCAACGCAUAUGCGCCAGGCAUUGUGGGAACAGCCAUGUGGGACCUCAUCGAUGAAAAGCUAGGCGAGAAGUCAGGCGUCAAGAAAGGUGACACGAUCAAGAAGUAUACCAAUGAAUUGAUUGCCAUGAAGAGGACUAGCACACCUGAGGAUGUUGCAAAGUUGGUGAGCUUCUUGGGUAGCCCGGACAGCGAUUAUGUGACUGGACAAACUCAAGUCGUUGAUGGAGGAAUCAUCUUCACAUAAGUGAGAAGGCUGGGGUGCAGGCGAAGUCGUGCGGCGAAUGCGGACGCUUUCAAGGCGUUAGAAUGAGAGACUGCUAGAGCAGGAAAUUGCAAGACACAGGGUGUCCAAAUUUCGAAGUCAAGCCGCAUAAAUGAUAUCACUGUUAAAAUGCUCUCAAAACACCAA